Messenger RNA from Clunio marinus, 240 nucleotides. Lineage: Eukaryota; Metazoa; Arthropoda; Insecta; Diptera; Chironomidae. The record is from the annotation of a GenBank genome assembly.
AUGUCGUCAGAAGAAAUGAAGAAACAUGUAUCAGAAAAAAUUCCGGAAAAAGAUGAAACUAAAUACAACGCACUUGAAAUUCAACUCGAUGCCGAGCAAGCUUAUAAGGAGAUACCAAUGUCUUCUCUAGAAGUAUUACGAAUCACCCCAACGCCCCCACCAACAGAUGACGCAGGGGAUACUUUUGCAGAACGGGAUGAAAAGACGAAAAAACAAUUCGGGUCGCAAUUCAAUUUUUAA